AUGUCCCCUCUCCUGGCUGACCUGACAGCCACAGAGGCGGACAGCGGUGGAGCAGCAGAGCUCGGAGGAGGGCGCGGAGGCAGCGUGGCCGUCUUCCACAGCAAGAAACGACUUUUCGAUCUGCUCAGCCGAAGUGCUCUGCAGCUGUGCUCAGGGGAGACACAAAACCAGAAACGAAUGGCCCUGAGUGAGCCUGUACUGACGCGACAUAACAGCUGGGAGCCAGAGGAGAACAUCUUGGACCCGAGGCUGCUCCUGGCCUUCCAGAAGAAGGAACAGGAGAAGGAGGUGCAGAACCGGAAGAGAGGCAAGAGGCCCAGGGGCCGGCCAAGGAAGCACACGGUGAUGUCCUCCUGUAGCCGGCGCGCCAGGCUCAAGGAGCCUGACGCACCCUCCAAAUCCAAAUCCAGCAGCUCCUCGUCUUCUUCUACAUCAUCAUCCUCUUCCUCAGAUGAAGAGGAUGACAGUGACUUAGAUGCCAAGAGGGGCCCCCGGGGCCGCGAGACCCACCCAGUGCCUCAGAAGAAAGCACAGAUCCUGGUGGCUAAGCCUGAGCUGAAGGAUGCCAUCAGGAAGAAGCGGGGACGCAAGCCCCUGCCCCCGGAGCAGAAGGCGGCCCGGAGACCCGUGAGCCUGGCCAAGGUGCUUAAGGCCGCCCGCAAGGAUCUGGGGGCCCCAGCCAGCAAGCUGCCCCCUCCACUCAGCGCCCCCGUGGCGGGUCUGGCGGCCCUGAAGGCCCACGCUAAAGAGGCAUGCAGCGGCCCCAGCACCGGGGCCACCCCAGAGAACCUGGCCAGCCUGAUGAAGGGCAUGGCCAGCAGCCCCGGCCGGGGCGGCAUCAGCUGGCAGAGCUCCAUCGUACACUACAUGAACCGGAUGAGUCAGAGCCAGGCCCAGGCUGCCAGCAGGCUGGCGCUGAAGGCCCAGGCCGCCAGCAAGUGCGGCCUCGGGCUGGACCUGAAGGUGAGGACGCAGAAAGGGGAUCUGGGGAUGAAUCCCCCCGGAAGCAAAGUCCCAAAGACCCCCAGCAGUGGGGCUGGAGAGCAGAAAGGGGGGAGUACAGGGGGCCCCCCGCAUGCCCAUGGCAGCAGCAAGGUCCCUGCCAACUGCCCAGGCCCCCAGCUGGCACCCACCCAAGAGCUGAGCCUCCAGGUCUUGGACUUACAGAGUGUCAAGAAUGGCAUGCCUGGAGUGGGCAUGCUUGCCCGCCAUGCCACCACCACCAAGGGUGUCCCUGCCACAAACCCAGCCACUGGGAAGGGCACUGGGGGCAGUGGGGCCAGCAUACCUGCCGAUACCAGCAAAAGUGAGAAGCUGGCCUCCAUGGUGGCAGCUUUGCCCACCCCUGCUGGCAAGAGGGACUGCCUGAAGGGCAGUGCUGUGCCCGGCGGGCAGGAGGGCCACGUAGCCCCAGGAGAGGUCCGCAAGGCAGCUGCGCUGUCAGAGAUGAGCACGGGCGAGGAGAACAGCAGCUCUGACUCAGACCCCGACUCAGCCUUGCUCCCCAGCGCCGGGCAGAACCUGUCGGUGUCUGUCCAGACCAGCCAGGACUGGAAGCCCACCCGCAGCCUCAUCGAGCACGUCUUUGUCACUGAUGUUACUGCCAACCUCAUCACCGUUACAGUGAAGGAGUCCCCUACUAGCGUGGGCUUCUUCAACCUGAGACAUUACUGA
Molecule: messenger RNA, 1674 nt
Organism: Galeopterus variegatus (Sunda flying lemur)
Lineage: Eukaryota; Metazoa; Chordata; Mammalia; Dermoptera; Cynocephalidae
Gene: CBX2
Product: chromobox homolog 2
Exons: 5
Coding region: 1-1674 (557 amino acids)
Biological process (GO): negative regulation of transcription by RNA polymerase II
Cellular component (GO): PRC1 complex; heterochromatin
Source: RefSeq, a predicted model, not a curated record